AUGCGUAUUCCACCGCUUCUUAUCUUUUAUCUAGCUAGUGUAGUUUACAAAAAUAAAUUGCUUGAUAACCCGUUGGAGGAUAUUGUGGACUAUGUGAAUAACAAGGCAAAUACAACAUGGAAGGCCGGUAAUAAUACGCGAUUCCGUGAUGCUUUAUCCUCUAAAACACAAAUGGGCACCAUACUCAAUGCCAGAAGGUCUUCUCUUCGAACGAAGUCUUAUCAUUUAUCUGAAGAAGAACAGGCGGCCCUGCCUCCAGAAUUCGACGCUCGAAAAGUCUGGUUGAAGUGCACCACUAUAGGAGAAAUCCGAGAUCAAGGAAAUUGUGGAUCCUGUUGGGCUUUUGGAGCGGUUGAAGCAAUAUCUGAUAGAAUAUGCAUUCAUUCAAAUGGAACUGAAAUUUUGAGGAUAUCAGCCGAUGAUCUGGUCACCUGCUGUGGCUUUAAAUGUGGCUUCGGUUGCAAUGGGGGCAUCCCCGAAAACGCCUGGAAAUACUGGGCUAAAAAUGGAAUUGUGACAGGAGGCCUCUAUGAUAGCCAUGACGGAUGCCGCCCAUAUGAAAUUCCACCUUGUGAACAUCACACCAAUGGAAAUUUACCCGAUUGUCACGGAAACGCAAGAACCCCGAAAUGUUUGAGAAAAUGUGUGGAUGGCUAUGGUGUGCAGUACGAUGCAGAUAAGCAUUUUGCUGAGAGCGUAUACAACGUUAGAGCAAACGAAGUGGAUAUAAUGAAGGAAAUAAUGACAAAUGGGCCCGUUGAGGCGAGCUUCACUGUGUAUGCCGAUUUCUUGACAUACCACUCAGGUGUCUAUCAGCAUGUGAAGGGUGGAUUUCUAGGAGGUCACGCGGUGAAGAUGCUUGGAUGGGGAGAAGAGAAUGGGACAAAGUAUUGGCUUUGUGCAAACUCUUGGAACUCAGAUUGGGGAGAUAAAGGUUUCUUCAAAAUUCUUCGUGGACAUAACCACUGUGGAAUUGAGAGUGAUAUUAAUGGUGGAAUUCCAAAACUUCGAAAAUGA
This is a messenger RNA of Rodentolepis nana, 1017 nucleotides long. The record is from the annotation of a GenBank genome assembly. Lineage: Eukaryota; Metazoa; Platyhelminthes; Cestoda; Cyclophyllidea; Hymenolepididae.